AUGGACUUCUCUGUUUUGCCAAACAACAACCAUCCUGAUAAAUUCCUGCAACUGGAGGUGAAGUCUCUCGUGAAAGACUCUGCCUUUCUACAAGCCAGCCUGGCAAAAUUACCAGAAGCAGCUUUACCUGGUGUGCAGCAGUGGCACAACAGGGUCUAUUUACAGAGAGAAAAGAGAAAUGUCACUGAGCUGCCGGGCUUAGGCUCGAAUGAGGUCAGUCAAGGAAUGAUAGACAAAACCCUCGGGAAACACAUUACACCCAUCACCCUGAAAUCCACAAUCAAAAGCAACCCCUUGUAUAAUGAUAUCCAGGUGGAUGAUGACUGGGGGGAGAAGAAAAAGACCCCUUCCUGGACUGUGCAAGACUAUGACAGGCACUCUCUGCACUCUAACUUGGCCAGCCACAUAAAGGAAAAUCCUAAUGAUCUACAGUUCUGGAUGGGGGAUAUUUAUACUCCUGGGUAUGAUACCUUGUUAAAAAAGAAAGAGAGAGAAAAAAAGCAUUCCAAAUGUUGCCGAAUCAUCCUGCUCACGGUACUAGCUGUUUGCAUCCUAAUUACCAUAGUCACACUCAGCAUUUUACUUACUUAG
Gavia stellata (red-throated loon) is the source of this 591-nucleotide messenger RNA. It is a transcript of the gene MINAR2, whose product is annotated as membrane integral NOTCH2 associated receptor 2. The record is from RefSeq and is a predicted model, not a curated record. The transcript is spliced from 3 exons. Lineage: Eukaryota; Metazoa; Chordata; Aves; Gaviiformes; Gaviidae. Bases 1 to 591 code for a protein of 196 amino acids.